Molecule: messenger RNA, 4814 nt
Organism: Ornithorhynchus anatinus (platypus)
Lineage: Eukaryota; Metazoa; Chordata; Mammalia; Monotremata; Ornithorhynchidae
Gene: ZNF362
Product: zinc finger protein 362
Exons: 8
Coding region: 286-1515 (409 amino acids)
Biological process (GO): regulation of transcription by RNA polymerase II
Cellular component (GO): nucleus
Molecular function (GO): DNA-binding transcription factor activity, RNA polymerase II-specific; RNA polymerase II cis-regulatory region sequence-specific DNA binding
Source: RefSeq, a predicted model, not a curated record
GGGCUGGCGGAGCGGAGCGGAGGGAGCGCGGCGCCGCAGACCACCCAGUGCCUCCCGCCUCUGCCUCCUGCCUCCUGCCUCCUGCUGCCGCCGCCUCCUCCGCCCGGAGCGGACCGCUGCCUCGCCCGCCCGCCCAACCCAGAAGUCAACAGCAGGCGACCCGGAAGGUUGGAGCUCCGCAGCCCACCGCAGCCGGAUUCGCACCCCGAGCCCGGGCCGGAGGGGCUGCGGGGGGCGGGGGCGGGUGCGGGGCGAAGCCCAGCGGAGCCCGAGAGCCCAGCCAGGAUGGCAGAACCACGCUUUAACAACCCCUACUUCUGGCCCCCUCCUCCCACCAUGCCCAGCCAGCUGGACAACUUGGUUCUGAUCAACAAGAUCAAAGAGCAGCUGAUGGCCGAGAAGAUCCGUCCCCCGCACCUGCCUCCCACCUCAGUGUCCUCCCAGCAGCCCCUGCUUGUCCCGCCGUCGCCCGCCGAGAGCAGCCAGUCCAUCAUGUCCCUGCCUAAGCUGCAGCAAGUGCCCGGGUUGCACCCACAGGCCGUGCCUCAGCCCGACGUGGCCCUGCAUGCUCGGCCUGCCACCAGCACCGUCACGGGUCUCGGCCUGGCAUCCCGGGCCCCAGCAGUGAGCACCUCGGAGUCGAGCACCGGCACUGGCACCGGCACCGGCACCGGCACCAGCACCCCCUCCACGCCCACCUCCACCAGCCAGAGCCGCCUCAUCGCCUCUUCCCCCACCCUCAUCUCAGGAAUCACCAGCCCCCCGCUUCUGGACUCCAUCAAGACAAUCCAGGGUCACAGCCUGCUGGGUGCCCCCAAGACGGAACGGGGCCGCAAGAAGAUAAAGGCGGAGAAUCCAUCGGGGCCCCCCGUACUGGUGGUGCCGUACCCCAUCUUGGCCUCAGGCGAGACCGCCAAAGAGGGGAAAACCUACAGGUGUAAGGUCUGCCCCCUGACUUUCUUCACAAAGUCCGAAAUGCAGAUCCACUCCAAGUCGCACACGGAGGCCAAGCCCCACAAGUGCCCGCACUGCUCCAAGUCCUUUGCCAACGCGUCCUACCUGGCCCAGCACCUGCGCAUCCACUUGGGCGUCAAGCCCUAUCACUGCUCCUACUGUGAGAAAUCCUUCCGCCAGCUCUCCCACCUCCAGCAGCACACCAGAAUUCACACCGGAGACAGACCCUACAAGUGCCCACACCCUGGCUGUGAAAAGGCUUUCACCCAGCUCUCCAACCUCCAGUCUCACCAGCGACAGCACAAUAAGGACAAACCCUACAAGUGUCCAAACUGCUACCGGGCAUAUACAGACUCCGCUUCGCUGCAGAUUCACCUUUCAGCACAUGCAAUCAAACACGCAAAGGCCUACUGCUGCAGCAUGUGUGGGCGGGCCUACACCUCGGAGACAUACUUGAUGAAGCACAUGUCUAAACACACCGUUGUGGAGCACCUGGUCACCCAUCACUCGCCCCAAAGGACGGAGUCGCCCGGCAUUCCCGUGCGGAUCUCCCUCAUCUGAACCGGGGCCCCCCUAGCCCCCCGCACAGCUCCCCACCCUCAACCUGGGCCGGGGGGCACAGGGAUGAGACCAACCAGAACACACCCACCCCCGGCCAAGCCACGAGGCCCCAGCCCUCCUGCCGGCUCCAGGAAGCUCGAAGGAAGCGCAGCUCAGAACGAGUUCUCUCUUCGCUUGUUACUUUACAGAAACAAAGCCGGGACGAGCCCCCCUUCCCUCUCCUUCCGGCCCCCACGCCAGACCCUGGAGCCCUGGCCGGCAACGAUGCUAACCGGACAGUUUUGGUGACAUCCAAAGACUAUUUCAAAGCACUUUGAACCUCUCUGUUGGGUUAUCUUUAUUUCACCCCCACCCCUUCCGUUGGGUUGUCUUUCUCUUUUUUCUUUGUUUUUAUUAUUUUGAAAUAACAAAAAAAAAUAUUUAUUGGCCAAGAAGUUGGUGCUGCUAAAACCGAAAAAUCAAAAGGAAAAUUGGACAGUUGGACACGGAGGGUCUCUGUCUGUUGCCUCCUCCCGUCCUCCCGAGAGGAGAGCCACAUGGGCUGGCUCUGGCAAAAGAGGAAGAGGAAGAGCCCUGGGCCGCAAGCCUCGCUGGAAAGGAGCCGUUCCUGCCUGAGGCCCGGCUCUGGGGAGCCAUCACCUUCCCCAUCCCCCACUCCCCGGACUGCUUGGGGGUGGCGUGGGAGCCCAGCCGUCUUCCACCAGAGCCUUGGAUGGGGGGGAGAGCAAAAAGUGGGGCCAGACACCUGGAGCACCGCGCCCACCCUGCUAGAGCUAAGGCUGAAGCCUGCCCAAGGGGUGGGAAUGAGGUGAGGAGGCGGGCCCAGCUGCCCGCCUCUAACGACAUGGGGCAGCUGGCAGAGACUGAGGGUCCAGAACGCGGGGGCUCUCCCACCUGAGCCCAAGAGGAAAGGGACAAAGAGUUCCUGGAAGCUGCCGCCUACAGAGGAGGCCGGGCUGCAUUUUGAGGGCGUGAGGUGAAGGAGCCCCGUUCCUGACCUCCCAGGGUAUCUUAAGGAGAGCCAAGUUGAGGUGGUUUGGAUCCGGGUCUGGGUCACGGGACUGGGCAGAGGCCUCCUGGGGCUGGCAGCUCCGGUGGGGAGAGGGAAAGGAGACAGCUUGGGGUGGCCAACAGCUAGGCCGGGGCAUAAGCCUCCAGGUCCAGCACUGCCUGGUGGUGCUGGUGGCUAUGGAAAAGCGGUGGGGGGGAUCCUUCUUUCACUGGGGGAGGGAGAGACAACGAGGAAAGGGAUAACUUUGUUCCUGGGAAUUCCUGGGUGGGGCCCCAGCACCCUUAGAGCCCUCUGCACUGUGAGAGCCUCCCCUUCCUGGACCGCCCCCCCCCCCAAUCUAGUACCCCACAGAAGCCUAUACGCUGCUUUCUCGGUAGCCCAUUAGGGUCUUGAGGCUCCCAAGCCUUCAUCCCUUCUUCCUCACUCUUCCCCCCUUCAGCCUCCCCUCUUCUUCACCCACAGUCCCCUCCCCUGGGUCUCUCCCCACUGGGGGAAUGCCGUUAUCCCCUCUUCCCCUCUCCUUUACCUCCCCUCCCCCCCCCCGUCCCAGCCCCUUGGCUGCCGUAGAGAUGACCCAAGUCUACCUCCCUUGCUGGCUAGGCUGACAGUAAUCCUCUACCUCUCCUGACAUACAUACCUGUCUGCUCUGGGCCCGGGGCCAGUGAGGGACAGCUGAGGGCCAGGGCAGAGAUGGCAGCACCCAUCUAAGAGGUUCCCAAGGGCUGGGCCACUAAGUAGGCUGAAGAGUUCUCUGUCCUCCCUAAGGCUCUUUGCUGAACUAAAGCCCCUGCCUCCCUGAAGUGCGUUCACUCCCUCACCCACUGCCCAACACUAGUCCCCUCAUUCCAGUAACCAACCCAGACUGACGUCUUUGAGGGAAGGCCUGGACCUCCCCCCAGGGCCUACGCCCUUUAUUUCCUGCAUGGAUCUGGGAGUCUCUGCUCCCCCGAAAAGGUGCUUGUCCAUCUUCCAUGCCAGGGCUUGGCCAAUCCUGUCCCAUCGCCCCUCCGCCCCAGGCUUCCGGUCAGAGGCAGGUUUCCCCAGGGCUGACAUGGUGCCAGGGAGUUACAGCCAUGUGACUCCCAAACUCAGGCCCUGGAGAGAUCCAGGUCUCUGCCUUUACCCGAUGAUGGUGUGUCUCCUUCCAUCCAAGUCCUGGCUGGAAGGAGCCACCAUCUCUGGGCCUGUCUUCUCCCACUAGACGCUCUUGCUCUGGCUGGGGCCUGUGGGCGGUCUGUGAGGAACCUCGAGCUGGAUGUGGAAGGGAGUGCUCCUCAACUUGACCCUGCUAAUUCUCCUCAUUCCCUUGACUGUGGCACUGUGUGCCUGAGUCUCAUCCAUCCUCAGGACUGGGCCCCUCUAAAAUGGGUCCCUGGGACAUGGGGCUGCCCCUCCUGACAUGGGUACCCAGGACAUGCCCAUCCCUGGCCUCCUCCCUCCACCCUCCCCACCGCCAUGAUUACAUGCAGGCUGCCAGGGAGCCCGCCAGCCCCUGCUUGUCGUGGCCAAGGAAAGCGGUCAACCUGAGAAGUGGCAAAAAGCUUCCAAAAACCUUCCUUCCCUUCUUCCCAUCCUUCCUUCCCACCUUCCCUUUCUCUUCCUUUCCCUUCCCUCCCUUCCUCCUUCCACCUCCUCUGCCCUGAUCUGAAAGCCAUGUGUGUCCCGUGUAUAUAGGAUCUGUGUACAGAGACCAGAAAAACCCUGCCCCUGAACGCCCCCCUACCUCCCCUCAGAAUUAGAAAAAACUCAUCUAUAUAUUCUGUAUCUUGGGUUCCGUUUUGAAUAUUAACUGUGUUAUUUUUAUACACUUUUUAAGCCUUAACUAUAUCAUUGUUUUACCAGUUGUUUGUUUAAUGCCUCUGGUUUUUUUUUUUUGUUGUUUUUCUUUCAUUUGGUUCCUUUUUCCCUUUGUUUCUGAAUUGAUGUUGUAUGAUAUUCAGUAUUGUAGCCUUUUGUCAGCAUGUUAAUACUGUGUAAAUAUGCUCUUAUACAUACUGUUAACACAUCUUUUCUUUUUCUAUGGGAGCGCCAGGCCACGCAUAUUUAGAUCUAGUUACCUUAUUAAAAAAGAGAAAACGGUUUGGGUUUUUUUUUUUCUGUCUUGCAUUGUGGCGGCAGGAAGUUGGGGGCGUAUGCCCCUGGGCCUCGGAAGGGAAGUUUGCAUUAUGUUAAAAAGAAUCAAACGUGGGAGAAAAAAAAAACUAACAGGAAAAAAAAAGAAUUAAAAAAAAAUAUUUGCUCUUUGUAUUUCUCUGUUGUGAAGAAUAAACUGUACAUGCGACUGAGA